Molecule: messenger RNA, 2260 nt
Organism: Stomoxys calcitrans (stable fly)
Lineage: Eukaryota; Metazoa; Arthropoda; Insecta; Diptera; Muscidae
Gene: Flo2
Product: flotillin-2
Exons: 8
Coding region: 297-1712 (471 amino acids)
Biological process (GO): regulation of myoblast differentiation; protein localization to plasma membrane
Cellular component (GO): plasma membrane
Source: RefSeq, a predicted model, not a curated record
UCGGAUUAGAGACUGCUCAGUGUUCUAUACCCAGUGUGGGCGCGGUGAAUACUUUGGUCUCAUUGUUGGUGGAAGGCAUUUUGGCGGCUCAGUGCAAUUUGUCCAACCCUGACAUAUGGCCAGAAGACUAUGCCCAGGAGGCUUAUGAAAAAGGCUUGGACUCCUAUGAUUUUGUGGUUAUUGGAGCUGGCUCUGCAGGUUCAGUGGUGGCCAGUCGUCUAAGUGAAAACCCUCAAUGGAAGGUUUUGGUUUUAGAGGCUGGAGGGGAUCCCCCACCUGAAUCAGAGAUACCCAGCAUGUUUUUUGCCCUGCCGAAUACCUCUCACUCCUUGAGCUAUUUUACUCAGCCCAAUGGUGUGUCUUGUAAAGCCUUCGAAAAUCAAAGUUGCCAUUGUCCCAGAGGCAAGAUGAUAGGUGGUACUGGCGCCAUGAAUGGCAUGCUUUUUGUUAGAGGUGGCUGUUGUGGUUCUACGAAAAAACGCACCAUUGUGGGCGGUUGGGCUUGGGCCUGGUGGCUGGUCACAGAUGUGCAACGGCUUUCCUUGAAUGUCAUGACCCUUAAUCCCAUGUGCGAAAGUGUUGAAACCUCUCAGGGUGUACCGCUCACAGUUACAGGAGUGGCCCAGUGUAAAAUUAUGAAGUCAAGCAAAUAUGGAAAAGUGGACGAUGAGGCUGACGAACUUUUGGGCACCGCCAGUGAACAAUUUCUGGGCAAGAGUGUUAGCGAAAUAAAGCAAACAAUAUUGCAGACAUUGGAAGGACAUUUGCGUGCCAUAUUGGGAACUCUUACAGUCGAAGAGGUCUACAAAGACCGCGAUCAAUUCGCUGCCCUAGUACGCGAGGUGGCCGCACCUGAUGUUGGUCGCAUGGGCAUCGAAAUUCUCUCCUUCGUCAUCAAAGAUGUCUACGACGAUGUGCAAUAUCUGGCCUCGCUUGGCAAAGCCCAAACGGCCAUGGUUAAACGUGAUGCCGAUGCCGGUGUGGCAGAAGCCAAUCGUGAUGCCGGUAUACGUGAGGCCGAAUGCGAAAAGGGUGCCAUGGAUGUAAAAUAUUCGACCGAUACAAAAAUCGAAGACAAUGCUCGUCUCUUCAAAUUGCAAAAGGCCAAUUUCGAUCAAGAGACCAAUACGGCCAAGGCUGAGUCGCAACUGGCCUAUGAAUUGCAGGCCGCCAAAAUUCGCCAAAAGAUAAGAAACGAAGAAAUUCAAAUCGAUGUGGUGGAGAGACGUAAACAAAUCGAAAUCGAAUCGCAGGAAGUACAACGUAAAGAACGUGAAUUGAUAGGCACUGUGAAAUUGCCAGCAGAGGCUGAAUCUCAUAGGGUGCAGACCAUAGCACAGGGUAAACAAUGUCAGACUAUUGAAAUGGCUCGUGCUGAGGCGGAGAAGAUACGCAAAAUCGGUGCUGCCGAGGCCCAUGCCAUUGAGCUGGUGGGCAAGGCCGAAGCUGAGCGCAUGCGCAUGAAGGCCCAUGUUUAUAAACAAUAUGGUGAUGCUGCCAUUAUGAAUAUUGUCUUGGAAUCUCUGCCUAAGAUCGCUGCCGAAGUUGCUGCUCCUUUGGCCAAAACCGAUGAGAUUGUUCUCAUUGGUGGCAAUGAUAAUCUGACCAAUGAUGUUACCCGCCUGGUGGCCCAAUUACCACCCUCCAUCAAUGCUUUGACCGGUGUCGAUUUGUCCAAGGUCCUUUCGAAGAUACCUGGGGCCAAAGCGUGAGAAUUAGCACAUAUUUCCCAACACCAUGGAUUCGAUGAUCUGGCUAUGGCUUGAGCAUUGAAUGAACGAUAUUAGACGACCCCCCUCUAUACAUAUAACCCACUCCCGAACAAAACAAAAGGAAUACUUAAACACAAUGACGAUGAUGACGACAACAAAGAUGGCGACCUUUAUUAACAUGAUAUUUAACGACAAAAUAUGGGAAAUUAUUAAAAAAACCAACAACAAGUGCAUAGUGGAAAUGAACUUAAUAAUGAACUUAAAUGGAAAACAAUCACCUAAAACAUUUUUUUACAAAAUGAAAUUUAUAACAAGAAAAACAAAAAACCGGAAUAUAAAUAACAAACUAAGACAAAAAGAAACUGUACUAUUAAAGAACAAUUUAGGAAGAAACCAAGCAUUUAUAAACAAAAAAAUCCAUUUGUGUAUGAAAUUAUUUUGUUUUUUUAGAAAAUGUCUCAAAAAUUGUAUAGAACAUUUGUAGAAAAACCAAUAUGGCUUAAAUACACAACAACAACACUAUAAACUGAGCAUUCACACCAAUACAC